Acanthochromis polyacanthus (spiny chromis) is the source of this 4750-nucleotide messenger RNA. Its product is annotated as zinc finger protein 761-like. NCBI's taxonomy places the organism in Eukaryota, Metazoa, Chordata, Actinopteri, Pomacentridae. Bases 89 to 3412 code for a protein of 1107 amino acids. The record is from RefSeq and is a predicted model, not a curated record. The transcript is spliced from 5 exons.
UGACACCCGGCGGAUGUAAACAAAGAAGCAUGAGCAGAGUUAGCUUCACUGCUGUGUGGACUGAGCUGUAAAACGGCUGUAUUAUAGUAUGAAUGAGAAAUAUCAGAGCAAUAAAGUCACGAUGUGUUCAGUUGAGUAUCUGAGAGAGUUGAUCAGCGACAGACUAGCUGCUGCUGCUGGAGAAAUAUUCUCAGAGUUUGAAAAAACCAUCGUCCAGUACCAGGAGGAGAUCGAUCGUCAGCGCAGACUGCUGGAUGUCAUCUGGAAACCACACAUCCCCUUAGAGCCCAUAGAGCUCCCACAGUCUUAUGUCUGUGAGAAUGAGAAGACUGUUGUUGACCAUCAGCCCCAUGACCAGGAGAGAAACUCCGUGGUGGACCAUGAGGACCCAGAGCCUCUACGGAUUAAAGAUCAGCAGGAGGAACUCUGCACCAGUCAGGACCAAUCAAACCCAGAGAUUUCUCAAAUUAAAAUGGAACAGGAAGAAUUGUGCACCAGUCUGGACCAAUUAGACCCAGGGUUACCACAAAUUAAAGUGGAACAGGAUGAACUCUGCUCCAGUCAGGAGGAAGAGUUAAUUGGAUUGAAACAGGAGACUGAUACCUUUGAGGUGACUCCUGCUGAUGAGGAAAGUGACCACAGUGAACCAAAACCAAACAGUGAUCAGCUCCUGUUUCACAUCUCUUGUGUAGCUGAGAGCCCAGAUCAGGAAGGAAGCAAGAAUGUAGACUCAGGAUCAACUAGAUGUAUCGAACUGAAACCAAGACAUCAGAGUAACAACAGUCACAGUAAUGAUGUAGACAAUGCUCCAACAUCAGCGAGACAGUGUGAUAAUGACAAGGCAAUAAAAUCUGUAACUUGCAAAGUCUGUGGAAAAGCUUUUAGUCGUAAAUCAGAUUUAAUCAAACAUCACAGAACCCACACAGGUGAGAAGCCAUAUUCUUGUGAAACCUGUGGGAAAAGCUUCAGUCAACAGACCCAUUUGACUGCCCACAUGAGAUGUCACACAGGUGAGAAGCCAUAUUCUUGUGGAACCUGUGGACAAAGCUUCAGUCAACGGACCUCUUUGACUGACCACAUGAGACUUCACACAGGUGAGAAGCCAUAUUCUUGUGGAACCUGUGAAAAAAGCUUUAGUCGACGGACCUCUUUGACUGAACACAUGAUACAUCACACAGGUGAGAAGCCAUAUGCUUGUGGAACCUGUGAAAAAAGCUUUAGUCGACGGACCUCUUUGACUGAACACAUGAGAUGUCACACUGGUGAGAAGCCGUAUGUUUGUGGAACCUGUGAAAAAAGCUUUAGUCGACGGACCCAUUUGACUGAACACAUGAGACGUCACACAGGUGAGAAGCCAUAUGUUUGUCACAUUUGUGGAAAAAGAUUUUCUGGUUCAUCAGCACAUAAUAGGCACAUGGCAGUUCACAAAAUGGUAAAGCCAUAUUCUUGUGGAACCUGUGGAAAAAGCUUCAGUCAACGGCGCUCUUUGACUGACCACAUGAGACGUCACACAGGUGAGAAACCAUAUGUUUGUAACAUUUGUGGAAUAAGAUUUUCUGGUUCAACAGCACAUAAUAGGCACAUGGCAGUUCACAAAAUGGGAAAGCCAUAUUCUUGUGGAACCUGUGGUAAAAGCUUUAGUCAUCAGACCUAUUUGACUGUCCACAUGAGAUGUCACACAGGUGAGAAGCCAUAUUCUUGUGGAACCUGUGGAAAAAGUUUCAACUGUAGUUAUCGAUUAAAAGCCCACAUGAGAAUCCACACAGCUGAGAAGUCUUCUGCUGUAAAACGGCUGUAUUGCAGUAUGAAUGAGAAAUAUCAGAGCGAUAAAGUAACGAUGUGUUCAGUUGAGUAUCUGAGAGAGUUGAUCAGCGACAGACUAGCUGCUGCUGCUGGAGAAAUAUUCUCAGAGUUUGAAAAAACCAUAGUCCAGUACCAGGAGGAGAUCGAUCGUCAGCGCAGACUGCUGGAUGUCAUCUGGAAACCACACAUCCCCUUACAGCCCAUAGAGCUCCCACAGUCUUGUGUCUGUGAGAAUGAGAAGACUGUUGUUGACCAUCAGCCCCAUGACCAGGAGAAAAACUUCAUGGUGGACCAUGAGGACCCAGAGCCUCUACGGAUUAAAGAUCAGCAGGAGGAACUCUGCACCAGUCAGGACCAAUCAAACCCAGAGAUUUCUCAAAUUAAAAUGGAGCAGGAAGAAUUGUGCACCAGUCUGGACCAAUUAGACCCAGGGUUACCACAAAUUAAAGUGGAACAGGAUGAACUCUGCUCCAGUCAGGAGGAAGAGUUAAUUGGAUUGAAACAGGAGACUGAUACCUUUGAGGUGACUCCUGCUGAUGUGGAAAGUGACCACAGUGAACCAAAACCAAACAGUGAUCAGCUCCUGUUUCACAUCUCUUGUGUAGCUGAGAGCCCAGAUCAGGAAGGACGCAAGGAUGUAGACUCAGGAUCAACUAGAUGUAUCGAGCUGAAACCAAGACAUCAGAGUAACAACAGUCACAGUAAUGAUGUAGACAAUGCUCCAACAUCAGCGAGACAGUGUGAUAAUGACAAGGCAACAAAAUCUGCAACUUGUAAAGUCUGUGGAAAAGCUUUUUGUUGUAAAUCAGAUUUAAUCAAACAUCACAGAACCCACACAGGUGAGAAGCCAUAUUCUUGUGAAACCUGUGGAAAAAGCUUCAGUCAACGGGUCCAUUUGACUGUUCACAUGAGAUGUCACACAGGUGAGAAGCCAUAUUCUUGUGGAACCUGUGGACAAAGCUUCAGUCAACGGACCUCUUUGACUGCCCACAUGAGACUUCACACAGGUGAGAAGCCAUAUGCUUGUGGAACCUGUGAAAAAAGCUUUAGUCGACGGACCUCUUUGACUGACCACAUGAUACAUCACACAGGUGAGAAGCCAUAUUCUUGUGGAACCUGUGAAAAAAGCUUUAGUCGACGGACCCAUUUGACUGAACACAUGAGAUGUCACACAGGUGAGAAGCCAUAUUCUUGUGGAACCUGUGGAAAAAGCUUUAGUCGACGGACCCAUUUGACUGAACACAUGAGACGUCACACAGGUGAGAAGCCAUAUUCUUGUGAAACCUGUGGAAAAAGCUUUAGUCGACGGACCUCUUUGACGGACCACAUGAGAUGUCACACAGGUGAGAAACCAUAUGUUUGUCACAUUUGUGGAAAAAGAUUUUCUGGUUCAUCAACACAUAAUAGGCACAUGGCAGUUCACAAAAUGGGAAAACCAUAUUCUUGUGGAACCUGUGGUAAAAGCUUUAGUCAUCAGACCCAUUUGACUGUCCACAUGAGAUGUCACACAGGUGAGAAACCAUAUUCUGGUGGAACCUGUGGAAAAAGCUUCAACUGUAGUUAUCGAUUAAAAGCCCCCAUGAGAAUCCACACAGCUGAGAAGUCGUGAUCCUGAAACAUCUGUGGAAAACAUAAUGUCAGAACUAAGGUUGAAACAACAUGUAAGAAUUGGUACAGGUUAAAAGUAGAUGUUUUAGAUUUAAAGCACCUUUAGUCUGUGCUUCAACAACAAUUGUGAGGAAGUAUGUAAGCAAUCCUUGAUGAUUAGACCAGAUGGAGUCUGGACUGUGGUGGAGCAGCAGGCAGAAGAACCAAACUGAAUGUCUGGAAGGUUAUGGUAUUGGUACAGACUGCUACAUUUCUGCUAUCAUGACAUCCUUCAUCAGCAGAGCAGUGAUUGGAGAUAAUGUGAAGCUGUUUGGAACAUUUUCACAUCCUGCUGAGAGAACAUGGCUGUUCAGGUGUGAACAUACUGCUGGAAUCCACUCAGCUUGAGCUCUGCUGUCUUUCAAGUAAAAGGAGGCAACAAGAUACAGAGACAUUAUUACAGUAGGACACAACAGAGUGUGUCACUGGAGCAGAGGAGAUCUGGACGUGAAAUAAAGUUGCAAUAAAACAUGUGCAGCUCCAUGACUGCUUCAUGAAAUGUUUUGAAUGUUUUCAAACAGAUGAACAUUUACAAGUUGUUUCAUAAUUAAUGUAACAUUGAAGAUCCCCAGCAAGAAUAUCUCUGAGUCAGAUAUCAAAGACAUAACCAACAUUAUUAUGUUUUCAAGCAACAGACACGUGGUUUUACUAGUAGUAGCUGAUACACUCCUGCAAAUGUCAAAACCAGAAAUGUUAAAAACAGGUGAAGCUGUGCUGCAGUUUCUGCUGGUUACAUAAAGGUCUUAUGUUAUUUAUUUCUUCUAUUGUCACCACAUAAGUCAUCUGUGUGAUUUGUUAGUAGGAUCUCAUUGUGUCGUCAUACAGCACAUUGAACCCUUGUAUUGUCUUAAUGUCCUGAACACUCCUCCUGUCCUCGGGGUCAGAAAUGACCUGCCUCCACUGAGCCUCUAAAAUAGAGCAGCUUAAUGGAAUUUUUAACCAAAAAUCUAUUUUACAUGAAGAAACAACCUGUCAUGCAUCACACACUUUGUGAAUGCCUGUUUUUGCUUCCUCAGAGGGUAGAAAGACUGUAUUUAAUCAGUGAACACCAUUCGUUUUUAUACCAUUGUUCAUGCUGUAACUGUUUUCUUUCUUUAAGUAGAGGUUUAUUAUCACUAUUAUUGCUGCUACAGGUACUGCAUAGGUGUAAACAUUUCUUGUUUUGCAAGAGAUAAUACUUCUAUAGCCUAAGAAAGUACCAGAAAUGUGCAGAAGUGAACUUGAAAUGCAUUUUUGAAGGGAAACAACAGUGUACUGUAUACUGUACAAUGGAAUAUAAAACUACAAAACUCAACUACCA